GGAUUUUUUUUAGUUGUUUCGUAAAGAUUUUGUACAGCAGUAUAUGCAAAAUCAGGCCGAUAAUUGAAAAUGAUCAAGUCAACAUUAGUAGCGCUGCUUAUGACUCUACUUGCACGGAAAUCGUACGAUCCGAUGAUAACAAACGAUGUUUUGGAAGAAUACGAUUUUAUUGUUGUUGGGGCAGGUGCAUCUGGAGCUGUGGUUGCAAGAGGACUCUCAGACAAAACCGGGAUGACGGUGUUGCUAUUGGAAGCGGGUGACUCGGAUUAUGACAAUCCUUUAGUUCGUGGUCCGAUGGCAUAUGAUAUGGUGCAACAGUCUCCUUAUAAUUGGAACUACGACGUGGCUAUGCAGAAAUAUUCGUUGUAUGCAAUGGGAAAGAAUCCUAAAUAUCCUGGAGGAAAAAUUCUUGGUGGAUCAACGUCAAUUAACGGAAUGAAUUAUUUGAGAGGAAGUCCUCAUGAUUAUGAUUCUUGGGUAGAUCAUGGAGCAAGGGAGUGGAGUUGGAAAGAUGUCGAGCCAUUUUUUAGAAAAAAUGAAAACGUUGUCGAUGAGAAAAUAUCAGAGAAAGCAGGGAGAGGUGGUUUACUAAAUAUCAGCAUUCCAGGCGAAAAUCCAUUUUCUGCAAAGUGGGUGGCGGCGGCGAGAGAAAUCGGUAUAAAAGAAGUUGACUAUUUUGAUGAAAUUGAAGGAAUAUCGCAAUUAGUUUGCACCAGAUACAAGGGAUUGAGACAAUCGUCCUCAGACGCGUUCUUGCGAUCGGGAUAUAAAGAACGACAAAGAAGUUUGCACAUUGUAACAAAUGCACUUGUAAGCAAAGUUCACUUUGUUACUGACACAAACGGUAAACAACAAGCUACAGGGGUAAGUUACAUGAAAGAAGGGAAAAUAAACAACGUUAAAGCCAGAAAAGAAAUCAUUUUAUCAGCUGGUGCAAUAAGAACUCCACAAAUAUUGAUGUUGUCAGGAAUUGGACCGAAAAACCAUCUUAAAGAGAUGGAGAUAGAAGUUGUGGUGGAUUUGCCAGGCGUGGGAGCGGAUUUUCAAGAUCAUUACGGGAUAUUUGCAUAUCACGCAAUAGACGACAACCAGUUUGUAUCACAAUCGACACCGGAAUCGAUCAAAGAAUACAUCAUGAAUGGCACCGGAUACGACUCAGCAGUUUGGGGUGGUGGUGCUGUGCUUCAUUUUAAAACAAAGUAUUUUGGAACAAACGUAAGCCUAAGCACCAAAAAGCGCCCAUUCCCUACUAUUCAAGUAAUUUUGACUUCGAAAAAUGCGUCUUUCUUUUUCAAGCCAAGAGAAAACUAUAGGUUGCAUACUGCAUGGAUGGUAGGAGUUCAGCAUCCCAAAUCAAAAGGUGAAAUUCGAUUGAAGUCUGCGAAUCCGACUGACCAACCUAUCAUUGAUCCAAAUUAUCUGUCGGAAGAAGAUGAUAUAAAGAUGUACAUUGAAGGAUUCAGAAAGCUUGAAGAGCUUGAAAUGACAAAAGCUAUGAAAGCAAUUGGGUUUCGAAUGAUAACACCUGAAGCAUGCAAUGGAGCGCUCUACAUUAACCCUCCCAGGCCAGAUGAAUUUUAUCGAUGUUAUGCGAAAAGUUAUGGGUUUCCUGCAGCCCACGCAUGUUGCACUGCUAAAAUAGGACGAGAAAAUGAUGAAAUGGCAGUUGUUGACGAACGACUCAAGGUUCGACAUGUUGAGGGCCUAAGAGUUGCCGAUGCAUCAGUCAUGCCUCAUGUGACGUCAUCUAACACCCAAGCUCCUUGUUACAUGAUUGGACGAAAGGCGUCAGAGAUGAUAAAACAAGAUUGGAACAUAAAUGAAUAAAAUGCAUUUUAUUGAAAGAAAUGUGUGUAACAAUAAAUAAGGAAUAUGAUAUAUACUU
This is a messenger RNA of Styela clava, 1885 nucleotides long. The record is from RefSeq and is a predicted model, not a curated record. NCBI's taxonomy places the organism in Eukaryota, Metazoa, Chordata, Ascidiacea, Stolidobranchia, Styelidae.